CGUGAUCAGAAGGUUUCAUUCGACAAUAUCGUCUGCUACUAGAAGUUUACAAAAAGUCUCUCUGAGGAAAAAUCUCUAAACCAGAAACCAUGGCCGAUACCGAUGCUGCACCAGCUGUCGCUACACCUAAAACCAAGACACCAAAGAAGAAAGUCGUCAAGGCAAAGAAACCAAGCAGCCAUCCAAAAUACAGUGACAUGAUCAGAGCUGCCGUCACCGCUUUGAAGGAACGAGGUGGUUCAUCCAGACAAGCCAUUUUGAAAUACAUUUUGGCUAACUACAACGUCGGAAAGGAUUCCAAAACCGUCAACAACCACUUGAAGCUUGCUUUGAGAGCCGGAGUGAAGAAUGGAAAAUUGAAACAAUCCAAAGGAACUGGUGCCUCUGGAUCUUUCCGACUUGGUGAAUCUAAAGCCGAGAAGAAACCAAAAACCAAGAAAGUUGCCGCUAAAAAACCAGCUACCACCAAGAAACCUAAAAGCCCAAAGAAGUCUCCUGCCAAGGUCAAGAAAGCCGCUAAACCAAAAGUAACCAAGAAGAAGUCGCCCAAAAAGAAGGCCGCCGCCAAGAAGAAGUAAUGCGUUAAGUGACUUGAUACUGGACAAAUUCGAAAGUGAAAUUUGGAAAUGUUUAAAAGGACUUGGAAUUCGAUUUACGAUUUUAAAUUCGAACGGGUAGUUAUUCAAUUUUGUUAUUCAUCAACAUUGUGCUAGAAACUUCGAAUGGACACGGGAGUUCGAAUUGGGGAGUGAAACUACAACAACAUGACUCAGGAGAAACCCGAUUUGAGACUUUGUGUGUUCGUUCAUUAACCAUUCAAGUCCCGAUUGACUUAAACUAUCAUCAUUAUCAUCAUCAUUGACGUCAUCAUUAUGUAAAUAUUCAUCAUCGUGCAAUCAUCAUUAAUUUUUAACUUAAUAUUAUGUUAUCAUGUUUCAUUAAACAUUAUGUAUAUAUUUUCAUGAUCAUACCGAUAAGAAAAAAAGUAUGAAAACCG
This is a messenger RNA of Lottia gigantea (owl limpet), 997 nucleotides long. RefSeq lists its product as hypothetical. Lineage: Eukaryota; Metazoa; Mollusca; Gastropoda; Lottiidae. The transcript is spliced from 2 exons. Gene Ontology annotation, molecular function: nucleosomal DNA binding; double-stranded DNA binding; structural constituent of chromatin. Gene Ontology annotation, cellular component: nucleus; nucleosome. Bases 90 to 578 code for a protein of 162 amino acids. The record is from RefSeq and is a predicted model, not a curated record. Gene Ontology annotation, biological process: chromosome condensation; negative regulation of DNA recombination; nucleosome assembly.